AUGGCCGACACCGUCGAACCCCAGGUCGAGCCCUACCCCAACGAAAAGGCAACUCACGAAGCAGUCAUUAACGAGGCAUGGACUCCCGACCAGCUGCCCUCAGGAUGGAUGUACAGACAUCGCGGUAGAAUUCCCUGGUACGCUUCUCCCGCGAUCCAGCUCGGUCUAGUCGCAUUUGUGUGUUUCUUGUGUCCUGGUAUGUUCAACUCUUUGGGUGGUCUCGGUGGAGGUGGUAAGACCGAUGCUACUUUGGCCGACAACAUGAACAUCGCCCUCUACUCGACCUUCGCCGUUGUGGGUUUCUUGGCUGGUACCAUUGUUAACCGUCUGGGUGUGCGCUACUCCAUCGGUUUCGGUGGUCUCGGUUACUCCAUCUACGCUGGCUCCCUUCUCGCCUCCGUUCAUGAAAAUGUUCCCGGCUUCAACAUCUUCGCCGGUGCUUUCCUUGGUGUUUGCGCCGGUGUCCUCUGGGCUGCCCAGGGUGUCAUCAUGGUGUCUUAUCCAACUGAAGCCCAAAAGGGUCGCUACUGGGCUUGGUUCUGGGCUAUCUUCAACAUCGGUGGUUGUAUCGGUAGUUUGAUUCCUCUCGGUCAGAAUAUCAACGUCAAGGUGGCCGCCACCGUUAACGAUGGUACCUACAUUGCUUUCAUCGUUUUGAUGGUCAUCGGUGCUUUUUUGGCGCUUUUCCUCGUCGAUGCCGACAAGAUUAUUCGAUCCGAUGGUACAAAGGUCAUUCUCAUGAAGAACCCCAGCUGGUGGUCCGAACUCAAGGGUUUGUACACUUGUAUCCUUGCCGAGCCAUACAUCAUUCUGUUGUUCCCCAUGAUGUGGUCUUCCAACUGGUUCUACACCUAUCAGGAGAACGCCAUCAACGCCGCCUACUUUGACACCCGUACUCGUGCCCUGAACGGUUUCUUGUACUGGUUCGCUCAGAUCUGUGCUGCCUCCGUUAUUGGUCCCCUCCUCGACAACGCCAAGAUUCGUCGUUCUCUCCGUGCCCGCGUCAUGUUCGUCACUCUCAUCGUCUUGACCGUCGCCAUCUAUGGUGGCGGUUGGGCCUGGCAGAAGAACUACGACCGCGCCGAUGUCGUCACUGACUCCGCUCCCUUCUUCCAGGCUUGGGAUUGGAGUACCCCUGGCUACGUUGGUCCUAUGUUCUUGUACUUCUUCUACGGUGCUUACGACGCUGUCUGGCAAGGUUGCAUGUACUGGAUCAUGGGUGCUCUCUCCAACUCCGGUCGUCGUACCGCCAACUACGUUGGUUUCUAUAAGGGUCUCCAAUCUGCCGGCGCCGCUGUCAUGUGGUCUCUCGACAAGAACAAGCUUUCUUACAAGAAGGAGUGGGGCACAAACUUGGGCUUGCUUCUUGGAUCUCUCAUCAUCGCUGCUCCUUUGAUCUUUAUUCGCAUCAAGGAUCACGUCGAAAUUGAGGAUGAUUUGGUCGAUGUCGAUGAGACCAUCGAGGACGUUGUCCCCACUGUGGUUUUAGAGAAGACUGAGAAGGUUUAA
Molecule: messenger RNA, 1509 nt
Organism: Talaromyces amestolkiae
Lineage: Eukaryota; Fungi; Ascomycota; Eurotiomycetes; Eurotiales; Trichocomaceae
Exons: 3
Coding region: 1-1509 (502 amino acids)
Source: RefSeq, a predicted model, not a curated record